This is a messenger RNA of Lynx canadensis (Canada lynx), 1623 nucleotides long. RefSeq names its product ankyrin repeat domain 33 (gene ANKRD33). Gene Ontology annotation, biological process: negative regulation of transcription by RNA polymerase II; negative regulation of transcription regulatory region DNA binding. NCBI's taxonomy places the organism in Eukaryota, Metazoa, Chordata, Mammalia, Carnivora, Felidae. The transcript is spliced from 3 exons. The coding region runs from base 10 to 978 and encodes 322 amino acids. Gene Ontology annotation, molecular function: protein binding. The record is from RefSeq and is a predicted model, not a curated record.
ACAGGUCUUAUGGUCGCCUGCUACCGCGGUUUUGAGAAUGUUGUGGCCUUGCUCAGCCGCUGCCCUUUCCUCGAUGUGAACCAGCAGGAUAAGGAAGGGGACACAGCCCUCAUGCUGGCUGCCCAAGCAGGUCAUGUGCCUCUGGUGAGUCUCCUGCUCAACUACUACCCAGGCCUGGACCUGGAGCGCCGGGACCAGCGGGGGCUAACGGCACUGAUGAAGGCCGCCAUUCGGAACCGUUCGGAAUGUGCUGAGCUGACAGCGGUGGAUCCUGUCCGGGGCAAGACGGCCCUAGAGUGGGCAGUGCUGACUGACAGCUUCGACACCGUGCAAAGGAUCCGGAAGCUGCUGCGGCGCCCCCAGAUAGAGCAGCUCAGCCAGCAUUACCAGCCCGAGUGGCCAGCCCUGCCUGGGCUCGUGGCCCAGGCCCAGGCCCAGGCCCAGGCUGCCCCAUCUCUUCUAGAGCGACUCCAGGCCACCUUGAGCCUCCCCUUUGCCCGGUUUCCUCAGGAAGGGGGUGUCCUGGACCACCUUGUGACCAUCACGACCAGCCUGGCCAGUCCCUUCCUUACCACUGCCUGCCACACCCUGUGCCCUGAACACCCACCUGCACUGGGCACCCGAAGCAAGUCUGUGCCAGAGCUGCUAGGCACUGCCCCUCCCCCGCCCCCAGAUCCCCAGCCCCCCCAGGUAGCCCCUGGCCCCCGGGCCCUCAUCGCCUACCAGAGCCCUCAGGGCGUGUUGAGUAUGUGCCCUCAGUGGCUACAGCCUAGGGACAAUAGCAGCCCCAGGCCCCAAGCCCCCAAGAUCCGCCUCUCCAAGGCACCCUCAUCGCCCAGACAGCACAAGCCAGAGUCCAGGCCUGGAGAGAAUCGAAGGUUGGCCCUUCCUAUCUGGAGAUAUCAGGAGCUCAGGAUGGAGAGGAGGAAGCAGGAGGAGGAGGCCAGGCAGGCACAAAGUCAGGGAAAGAUGGGCUAGGCCAGGCUGGGAGCAGGUGAUUAGGUCCCUCCCUAAGGCUCCUUUGCCCUCUGGAGCCCCUUCUGCUCUCCCAUCCAGAUCUGUACAAAUGAUUCUACUCUAAUCUACUUAGGAGGUUGUCCACACAGCGCUAUUUGCGAUACUAAGAGUGGAAACAACCUAAGUGUCCAUCAGCAGGGGACUAGCUAAAUUGCUUAUGGCUGUGAUAAGUGUACAUCCAUAUGAUGUAUUUUAUACAGUGGUAAAACGAGUAAGGAAGCUCUUUACGUUCUGAUGUGAAACUAUCUCUAAGAGGUAUUAAGUGAAAGUCAUCAAGGGGUGGAACAGCGUGUGUGGCAUGCUACUACUCGUCCAUGUAAAAUCUGCACCAAGAUAAACUUGACCAAUACAAAUAUAUAGGGAGUACCAAGAUGUAUUUAAGUACUCGAUGAAUGAAGGAUCAAAGGAGGAAACGAAAAACCAUUACUGACAGUGGAAAUACGAAUCCCGGAAUGAGAUUGAAAAGUUAGGUACAAAAAAGUUAAUUCUUACCCGGCAAUAACACCAUAACUUUUUUUUUUUCUGCCAGACAAAAAUAAAUUGCUACUUAUCAGUCUUCUACAGGUUAACCUCUUAACUUCCUAUAGAAAAUCUGGGCCCUAAUCA